Nymphalis io (European peacock) is the source of this 3014-nucleotide messenger RNA. RefSeq names its product regulator of telomere elongation helicase 1 homolog (gene Rtel1). The coding region runs from base 76 to 3012 and encodes 978 amino acids. Gene Ontology annotation, cellular component: nucleus. Lineage: Eukaryota; Metazoa; Arthropoda; Insecta; Lepidoptera; Nymphalidae. Gene Ontology annotation, molecular function: ATP binding; hydrolase activity, acting on acid anhydrides, in phosphorus-containing anhydrides; DNA helicase activity. The transcript has a single exon. Gene Ontology annotation, biological process: DNA repair; DNA recombination; DNA replication. The record is from RefSeq and is a predicted model, not a curated record.
CAUAACAUGUCUAAGGAUUAAUUAUUGUGCUUGACAGAAUUCUUGUUUAGAUUUUACAUUUAAUAAUUUGCAAACAUGCCUGAAGUUAUGAUAUAUGGAAUACCUGUAAAUUUUCCUUUCGAACCUUAUGAGGUUCAGAAAGUGUACAUGGAAAAGGUAAUUGAAAGUUUACAAAAUAAUACAAAUGCUUUAUUGGAAUCUCCAACAGGAACAGGAAAGACUCUUAGUUUAUUAUGCUCUUCACUGGCCUGGCUGAUGUUAAAGAAAGCGCAGUUGCAAAUGAAUGCACAACUUGGUAAUUUUUCUGAACACAGUGGUGUUGGUCUUAAUGGAGGUUUACGAGAAAAUUCAAAGUCUAGCGCGGGCAAAGCAAAAGAUAACACGGUUUGGGGUAUGCCGAAAAUUAUUUAUUCAUCACGCACACAUUCACAACUAACACAAGCAAUGCAAGAGCUGAAGAGAUCAAACUAUAAAUAUGUCAAAGCUGCAAUUCUUGGCUCAAGAGAUCAAAUGUGUAUCCACCCUGAGGUGUCCAAAGAAACAAACAACAUGAACAAAGUCCAUAUGUGCCAAUUAAAGGUAAAAACGAGAACUUGCCAUUUUUAUAACAAUGUUGAAUCAAAGAAAGAUGAUAGAUCAGUUAAAGGUGAUGAUAUUUUAGAUAUAGAAGAUUUAGUGUCAGUAGGGAAAAAGUUAAAAUGCUGCCCAUAUUAUUUGUCAAAAGAGCUCAAACAGGAUGCUGAUAUAAUAUUCAUGCCAUAUAAUUAUUUAUUAGAUCCAAAAUCAAGGAAAGCCAAUGGAGUUGAACUUUUGAAUAAUGUAAUCAUUCUGGAUGAGGCACACAAUGUAGAAAAGAUGUGUGAGGAGUCAGCUUCCCUGCAAAUUAGAACUACAGAUGUUGCUCUAUGUAUUGAUGAAAUAACAUAUGUAAUGAAAUCUUUUAUUGACGGAAGUGAAGAUCAAAUGGAUGCUAGUCUGGACAACAACCAACCUAAAGAUUUUACAUGCGAUGAUUUAUGUAUUUUAAAAGAAAUGAUGUUAGCCUUUGAAAAAGCUAUAGAUGAAAUUAGUGUGGGACCCGAGGGCUCGACUUAUCCCGGUGGAUACAUAUUUGAGCUUCUUGAUAAGGCAGAGAUAAAAGAUCAUAAUCAUAUGUCUGUUAUUACCUUAAUUGAAAAUCUGAUUCAAUAUCUCUCAACGGCAAGUGCAUCACCUUUUCAGAGAAAAGGUGUAGGUUUACAAAAGAUUGUUGAUUUAUUAAAUGUUGUAUUUAGUGGAAUGUCACAUGCUUAUAAGGAAAGAAUAAAACUAUGUUAUAAGGUUCAUGUUCAAAUUGAAGAUAAAAAAAAUAAUAAAAAAACAGAUGGCUGGGGUGCCCUAAAAACUACUUCUUCAAAAUCAGCAGAAAGAAUUCUCAGCUACUGGUGUUUCAGCCCCGGUUUUGGUAUGAAGCAACUCUUAGAUCAAAAUGUUAGGAGCAUUAUUUUAACAAGUGGUACUCUAGCACCAUUGAAACCCUUAAUAUCUGAAUUGGGUAUACCAAUAGGUGUACAUUUAGAAAAUCCUCACAUUGUAAAAGCAAAUCAAAUUUGUGUCAAAAUAAUUGGAAAUGGCCCUGAUACUGUGCAACUAAACUCAAAUUAUCAAAAUCGUAAUAAUCCAAAAUACAUUUCUUCUUUGGGAAGAACAAUACUAAGUUUCUCUAGGGUUAUACCUAAUGGGCUCUUAAUUUUUUUCCCAUCAUAUCCCAUAAUGACAAAAUGUCAAGAAAUGUGGCAAGCAGAAGGCAUCUGGUCCAGCAUUAAUAAUAUUAAGCAAAUAUUUGUUGAACCCCAACGCAAGGAUACUUUUAAUUCCAUCAUCAAUGAAUAUUAUAGUAAAAUUAGUGAUCCUAAUACAAAAGGGGCAUGUUUCAUGGCUGUCUGUAGAGGUAAGGUAUCAGAAGGAUUAGAUUUUGCUGAUAUGAAUGGUAGAGCAGUCAUAAUAACAGGCCUCCCUUUUCCACCUCUUAAAGAUCCCAGAAUUGUAUUGAAAAAAAAAUACUUAGAUGAAUUAAGAGUUAAAGAAAAAGAAUUCCUUUCUGGGGAUGAGUGGUACUCCCUGGAAGCAACUAGAGCAGUUAACCAGGCUAUUGGAAGAGUAAUAAGACACCAGAAUGAUUAUGGUGCAAUUUUAUUAUGUGACACAAGGUUCAAUAAUCCUAAAUUAAGAAACCAACUCUCUGCAUGGCUUAGGGAUCAUAUUAAUGUAUCAAACAAGUUUGGGGAGACUGUUAGUGAAAUUUGCAGAUUUUUCAAAAGUGCUCAAAUUUCUUUACCACCACCAAAACUUAAACCAUUACUAGCACACGAAUCUAAUGAUAGUCAUCAAGGCAACAGCUCAAGCGUAACUGGUGUAUCAUUCCCAAGCACAAAUGUGAGAAUUAUAAAUAAGAGUUUAAGUUCUAGUAAAAAGUCAGUCAAUCAGUAUCCAAACUCAAAUGAAGUUUAUGCUGAUUUUUCUAUGGAUUUUUAUAAGAAAGCUCAAACAUCUUCAUAUGUUAACGAAUUUAGACCUAAAGAAACAAAAGAGCUUUUUAGUGCAUUAGACAGUAGCAAUGAAUCGCAACCAUUAUCACAGUCACAUGUUACUAUUCAUAAAAGAAUUGCAGAUGAUGCUAAUGUUGCUACAGCAUCAAAAAAGAAAAAAUUAAAGAUCAAAUCCUUUGGGUUUGAAGAAAACUUGAAAAAAAGCGAAAUAUCUCCUUGUAAUGAGAGAGUUGCACCAACAUCUCUCAUAGAUUUUGUUAAAGAGAUCAAAACACUCCUUGAUGUAGAAAAUUAUAAAAAAUUUCAAUUAUCAAUAUCUGCUUAUAAGAAAGAUGGAGAUUAUGAAUUAUUUUUAAAAACCUUAUCUGAUUUACUGGAAAAUAAACGGUUAUUUUACUUAUUUAAAGGGAUGAAACGAUUUUUGAAAGAAAAUCACAAAAUUUCUUUUCAAAAUUAUUGUGAUAAUGUUAAAUUUAGUAGUUGAUU